This is a messenger RNA of Mesorhabditis belari, 975 nucleotides long. NCBI's taxonomy places the organism in Eukaryota, Metazoa, Nematoda, Chromadorea, Rhabditida, Rhabditidae. The record is from the annotation of a GenBank genome assembly.
AUGCCAUCAGAGAAAAGGAAACGAAGAAAGCGACGAAGUUCAGACGAUGAAGAUGAAGGUCCGCUGACGAAUUGGAAGCUAGGGAUGGUGGUGGCCGUGGUUGUGAUCUGUUUCGCUAUGUUGUAUCCGACGGUUCUCCAUCCACUCAUCAUGGGGUUUUUCUCGAAACCUGACUCUCCCAAAACUGCCCCACACAGACCCCCAAUGCAUCCAGGUGCAGGAAUGGGUGCAAGGAGUGGCGGUGGUCCACCCGGUGUUCAUCCCGCAAUGAGAAUGGCCGCUUCACAAGCUGAAAACACACAUCAGAGUGGUGGUGGAAGGGGAAUGUACUCAUGGCUCCUUCCCUUCUACACAGUUGGAGUUGUCGUUUUCUUGCUCUACACAUUGUUCAAGUCAAAGAAGAAAAAGAAGAGCCGUCGUCGUUUUGCAUCGGGAUCUUCAGAAGAGGAGGAAGAUGCUGAAUUUGUGGAGAGUCUUGCAGGUGUAAAAGACAAAAAGAAGAUUCGCGGUUUGCAAGAGCGUCUCCGUCAAACCGAGGAAGCGAUGGCAAAGAUAUUGGAGCAAUUGGAGAGAGUACAAGGCGAAGGAAUGGCAGCAGCUGCACAAAAUGAAAAAGAAGAACAAAUUGAAGAAGAUGAGAAAAUGGAGGACCCGAGUCCGUCAACAUCAAAAACCCCGAAUACACAAGAUGGAUAUAUUGAUGAUUUAGAGAGGGCACUUACUGAGUUCAAGGCUCUUUCCAAGGAGUACGAUCGGGCACGGGAAAAAGAUGCAACAAGGAAAAAGGUGAAGAAAAUUGAGGAAUCAGAAGAAGAAGAUGAAGAAAUUGAUGAGGAUGAAGAUGAAGAAGAGGAAGAGGGAAGUGGCACUUCUUCCGAAGAACUUCAUUCUGAACAAUCAUCACAAGAACGUUCCGAAGAGGAAGAUGAUAGAUCGAAAAACAACAAAUAUUUCUCAGCUUGGAAACAAAAGUUC